Molecule: messenger RNA, 1629 nt
Organism: Pieris macdunnoughi
Lineage: Eukaryota; Metazoa; Arthropoda; Insecta; Lepidoptera; Pieridae
Source: the annotation of a GenBank genome assembly
AUGGAUGUCCCAGAUGACAUGACGCGAAUAACGAAUGGUUCUCCGCCUAACCCAAAUAAUUGGGGAAAGGGAUACGAAAGAAAUGAUAACAAUGAUUUAACUCCCAGUUCAAGAAAAUCACUCAGAUUUGAAGAACGAUUCGUUAAAACACAUCAUGGAGAAGAGAAAAUCAUGCAAAGGUGGUGUCCAAAUUUGCCCACAACUUCUGAUCUAAAGCAAUAUAUUGCUGUUAUCAUAUGUUGUUUAUGUAUCUGGGCGACAUCUUGGUUCGUCCUUGGCAACCUGGUUGUGCCAGGAGGAUGUGUCUUCAACAUCUCAGCUCUGGUGACACUUGGUUACGUGGUCAGUCAUACAGUGGAAAGGUACACCACACUAAAUCCAGUUAUAACACAGACCCUUGUGGGUGUACUGUGUAAAAUGUUUAUACCAAUAAAUAUAUUGGAAGAUAAGAAAGCGGAUCUCAUUGAUUAUCAUUUAAGGCGAGUUUAUCCAGUUAUUAUUUUAACAAAGGGCCCUCUAACCUGGAACUGGAAUUACAUAAGGCACAAUCCCGUGAAAGUUUUUUCAUUGGCCACACUUCCUUGGAUCGUCGAGUGUUUAUCUACGGCCUUCUUUAGUUUUAUUUAUCUUGACUUUCCCUGGUACUGGGGUAUACAUCUAGGCGCCAUUCUAUCGUCUGUAUCACCUGCAAUUGUGGUACCAAUCGUCAUCGCGUUAAAUACUAAGGGUCUAGGGACUAAAAGUAAACUGGCACUUUUAGUUGGCAAUGCUGGGGGCCUUGAUACAGCCUUCACUGAAGGAAUGUUUGGAGUUAUCAAUAGCGCUAUAUUUUAUGAAUCUACUCCUGUUUUACGUAUAAUUAAGGCAUUUACGGCUAUAUUCUUCGGUGUAGCCCUUGGUGUAGCAUGGGGAGUAUUAGCUGACAUCUUCCCAGAUCAUGAUGAUACUCAUGCGCCGGCGAUUCGAAGCUUGCACCUUUUUGCAGGAGGGAUCUUAUUCACUUACGCUGGCGGAUACUUUGGCUGGGGUGGUAUAUCUGGAGUGGCGAUAAUGGUGAGCGCCGGCGCUGCAGCUACUCGCUGGGCACAGCGUGGUUGGGCCCUCAACAAUAACCCUGUAUCUGAAAUAUACACCACCCUCUGGGUAAUAUUCGAGUCAAUGCUGUUUACCUUGAGCGGGUAUUUUAUUGAGGUCUCUGACGUCAGCGCAGCAGAAUUCGGACUCAUGGUAGCCUGUAUUUUCUCAGCCUUAGUUUUUCGGUUACUAACUGCAUUCCUAGUAGCUCUUGCUAAUUCUUUGCCCGUAAAAGAGAGUAUUUUUGUAGCAAUUACUUGGAUACCAAAGGCUAUAGUUGAAGCCUGUCUUGUCCGCGUAGCAUCAGACUCAUUAUGGAAGAACGAUACAACGGAUAAAGAUAGAAAAAUUGCAAUACAACACUCAAAUAUGAUCAUUAUAGCUAUAAUAAUAACGUCGACAAUCGGAUCCAUCUUAACGCGUAUAAUGGCUCCAAUUUUGCUCUCAUCGUAUCCACGUGUUGGUCCUGAAGCGAUAAGCACCAAACCAAAUAUUCCGUCCAAGGAAAAGCGGCCAUCGCCGUGUCUGGAUGCCUUUCAAUACAUCGAUACGUAA